UAUCUCCCCGCCCACCCCCCUCCUUUCUCUCUGCGGCGUUACGCGUCGGCCCAUCUGCCCCUCACGACGGCGUCCUCCAUGUCGGAUGCGGCUCGGCCACCACGGCCAGCAGUCCAUGCCGGCCGCUGCCUCCUGCCACUCAUGGCGACCGCCGCGUCACCCACCACCGCCGGGACCCCAUGGCGACCGAGCCUUUUCCCCUCGCCCCCAUGGCCGUCACCCCAUGGCGGCUGCUCUUGUGUUCAAUUUCAAUAUCAAUGUCUGCGAGGUUUGAUGUUGGGACCAAUUCAAUUCCAUGGCCCUCAAUAUCAACAUCAACAUCCAAAUGGAGCCUUAGAAUAUUACUACUACACAUGAGGAUAUAGGAGGCCAAAUUUGGUGAGUGAGUUGGACUUUCUCUCAUCGACAUACUGCAAAUUGUUCAUGCAGGGUUGAGAAUAAGAAACAGUGAUCUUUCCUACUUGGGCGAAAUGCCUUGUUACUACGACGUUGCCGACAUCCUCAUGGAGGAGGAGCUUAUUUCGGUUGUUUUCCAAGUAACUGCAAAUGGCGUUGGUCUGCUAGAUCCUGGCGCCGAGAGAAACAGUGUUGAAAAGGGUGCUAAAUUAGACCUUCCAUUUUGGCUUGCGCAUGGAAUGCUGUCUCUGGAACAAGCGGUGUCAAUAAAUGUACCUCCUUGCUUCACCCAGAAAACUCGGAAGGAGAUCCAAGCUGAUGCAGCCUGUGUUGAUUUGAGGGUUCGGCGCCCUUACUUUUAUGAGCUUGGAUGCAAGAUUGUUCCUCUGGUGGGUGACAAGAGCAUUGGCCAGUUCUUGCGCUACGCGUUCACCAGUAGGUACAAGGAGAUACUAAGCAAGGCACACAGCUCUUCGACGAUGACAGUGCCCAAGUUCGCAACACGCCUUACAAAAGAAGAAGCUCAAGUGUUCGAAUCUGCUAGGGAAUCUAUGUCCGCCUUCAGGAAGUGGCGUGUCGGGGGUGCGAGGCUGCAGAAGGCGUCCAUUCUUGGAAGGAAGAGGAAGACAAAGCUGCCUGACGGGCCUUCGACGCCCUGAAUUAUUUUUACUGUCGAGCAGAGUGCCUGGGCGGGAGAGGGCCAAUGUUUGCACACUGAUCGAUCUGGUACUGUAAGUGUAUGGAACAGAAAAAGCGCGAAAGGCAGUUCUGAUAUGCGAUCAGACGUCGGCGUACCUGAUAUGUUUGUUUGAAUACUCGUAUCUUCAAUUUGUCAGUUGGACACACCUUAAUUGGAGUAAGAGGCUGGGGUUCGCCUCCUGGGUUGGCCAUCUCAUCUUAUUCCUCUCCUGAUUUAGCACACGGGAAAGAAAGCAAUCAAUUUAAGCAGUUAAAUGCUGACUUGUGAAUCUCUGUUGUGCUUGCAUGAAGGAGACCAGUUCCCAUCAGUUAUGCAGUUGCACCUCGCAGCUCCUCUACCUUAAUCUUUCGUUGCGGUCUUGCCUAGUCUCAUCUAGACGCUCUUAUAUUAUGGGACGGAGGGAGUAUUUCUCAUCUUCUAUUUCAUACCUAUAUGAUACUAGUACAAAUUAGCGGUUCAGGUAUGAGGAGGAAUACACAGAUCUAAACGCUGUCGGUAUGGCUUGCCACACCUGCAGGAUUAGAAGUCACAACUGA
Molecule: messenger RNA, 1632 nt
Organism: Triticum aestivum (bread wheat)
Lineage: Eukaryota; Viridiplantae; Streptophyta; Magnoliopsida; Poales; Poaceae
Product: probable DNA replication complex GINS protein PSF3
Exons: 7
Coding region: 471-1055 (194 amino acids)
Biological process (GO): mitotic DNA replication initiation
Cellular component (GO): GINS complex
Source: RefSeq, a predicted model, not a curated record